GGAUGAAGCUCGUUUUCAACGUAGCGUCACUGAAAUAUUUAUUAGUUUUUACCUAACAAUAAAUUUAUUGUUAAUAAUAUUUUGAAAAUAUUUUGUGUUUGUUGUGCAACUCGAAGUUGAAAGUGUAGUUACUUGGUGAAACUGAAAGUUGGAGCUGUGAAAAGAUAAACAUCCUAUUAAUUAAUCGCAUUUUUUUUUUUUUUUACUUUACAUCAUGAUAAAUUUUGAACAGAAAUCUAUGCAAAACUUUUCUUGUGUAUUUGAUUUAUAAGUUUAAAAACAAUAACUUGAAUUAUAUAUGUUGGACUUCCUUCAUGGUUUUGAAUUUAGGAUAGGCCUAGGCUUACUUUAAUACCGAUAAAAUUCGUUAUCAUUUGAACCUAGACCUAUGAAUAAAAUAAAGCUUCCCUUACAGGGCCUUACUGUUAUUAUUUAUAUAUAUAUAUUCGAUAAUGCUUAAGGAUUUUGACGUAUUAUUAGAUUUGUGAAUUUAAAUUUUGUAACUUUUUUGAUUUUAUUUUCAGUUGUUUAAGUGAAAUAGCACUCAUUAUUGAUAUUAAGAUUUAAUAAAUACAAUAUAAAAUAAUUUUUGCAAGAAAUUAGAAUUAGAAAUUUUUCUAGCAGAAAAUACAAAUAAUUUCAUUAUGUGUUUUGUUGCUGUGGAAAAUUAAAAAAGAACAACAAGAAUGAAAUUUCUUUAUCCAUCACAUUCCAUCGUGAAGUACGUGUAUCUAUUUCAACAGUUUCUUGCUAAAAUAUCCAAAAGAAACUUUGCUGUUCAACCUCUCACAUUUUCAAAGCCAUUAAACAUAAUAAAGUGGUCUUCCCCUAAUUCUGUUAAAUGUGGAUUAAAAACAACAACAGAAGAACCUGUGGUAAAAAAGAAAAAGAAUGUGCAAAAAAAAAUCUCAGGAGGAUAUAGAUCUAACAACCUUACCUCCUGAUGUUGCUGAAGUUGUUCGACUUCAAGGGCUUUCAGGUCGUUUGACAAAAAGUACCCGGUUUCCUGAUAAUUUGUACAUAGCUAGUACCCAAGUUGUAGAUAUUUUGACACAUCAGUUAGUAUCACAAUUUCUCAAUGAAGAAACUUAUGUCUUUGAAGCAUCUCCAGGUCUGUGUUUGUUGACAAAAGGCCUUCUGAAAGCUGGAGUUCCUCAUCUAAGAGUAUUUGAGAAAAGAGCAGACUCUCUAAGUCAAUUGGAAGAUCUUAAAAAGCAGUAUCCUUCACAGCUAGAGAUUGUUAAAGAAGACAUUCUCAAUCUUCCAAAACUUUCAGCUCGUGAUAUACACACAGGAGAUAAUACUGUUGAUGAGUUACUGAAAGGAGUGCAGCACCGUGAGUGGAAAGAACUUAACAUUGUUGUUCAUAUGGCUUCCCCAGGUAGUGGUCUUUCUUGCAAGACUUUAAGACAAGCUUACAUGACUGCCUCAGCUGGAGACAACUACAUGAAGUAUCGGAGUUCUACGGUAUUAUACAACCUCUUCUUUGAUAUGGAGCUAUUGAACAAAAUUCCAAGAAAUUAUUUCCUGCCACCAUUCAAAAGCCAAACAAAAGCAAAGAGCUUUAAAAAGGUAAUGUAUGAUACAGAAAACCUGUACCUGAUGAAGCUAACACCACAUAUAAAUCUUUUUGAAACUGUAGGACCACCAGAGAAGUUACCAGAUUUGUUCUUUUUUGUCAAACAACACUUGAUGAAAAGAAAUAGCUUAGUAAUACCAACAUUAGAGUAA
This is a messenger RNA of Limulus polyphemus (Atlantic horseshoe crab), 1731 nucleotides long. RefSeq names its product dimethyladenosine transferase 2, mitochondrial-like (gene mtTFB2). The record is from RefSeq and is a predicted model, not a curated record. NCBI's taxonomy places the organism in Eukaryota, Metazoa, Arthropoda, Merostomata, Xiphosura, Limulidae. Gene Ontology annotation, biological process: transcription initiation at mitochondrial promoter; rRNA methylation. Gene Ontology annotation, cellular component: mitochondrial matrix. Bases 892 to 1731 code for a protein of 279 amino acids. Gene Ontology annotation, molecular function: rRNA (adenine-N6,N6-)-dimethyltransferase activity; mitochondrial transcription factor activity. The transcript has 8 exons.